CAAUUUCAGAGUCACAGUCUGUCACUCAUUCUCUGGGUUGUUUGGCUCAAAAGGUAAACUUUAUCUGGGUUUCUCCCAGUUCUUUCUUUGUUAAUAGUCUCAUUUCUAAUUCCUUGUAAUUGCUAAUGGCUCGGAUUUGGGUGAUUUUAUAUAAAAAAAAUUCCAUCUCAAACUCUCAGUACCAGACAAAGUUUCCAUCUUUUCUCUUAUCUAUUUGUAUUUUCUUUGUCAAAAUGGGUUCUUUCGUCGACAUGUUUUGAACAGAAUGGUAUUUGAAAACUUGACGCAAUGAGAUUGAAUAGCUUUUCAAUUAGAUUGAACUGAAAUUGUACUGUGAUAUGGUAGCGUUGUGCUUGUGGGUAAUGUAUAAAGUUGAAGACUUUGUGCAAUAUAAAUCAGCUUGAUAUGGUGGUAUUUACUAUUUAGUUGCGUAUAACUUGAUAGUUCAAAUGAUUAUCAUUGGUUGAAGUUUUGCACUGAGAUGAAAACUUGUGCUUGUGUGUUUUUUUUUUUUUUUCUUUUUUCUUUUUCUGAGACGCCGCCAUUAGUUUUCUCAAGGAUUUGGCUUUAAAGGAGACUAUUUUCGCACUUGGAGUUCGAGUUGCAGACUUGGAGUUCCGAUUCGCAGCAAAAGAUUUGAAGUGUGAUAAGGCCAUUGACUUGUCCUGGGUGUGUGAAGAGAGCUCAGAGUUGUAACAGAAAGUUACUGAAAGAUGGCAUUGAGGCGCUACUUGGGGUUUUCAGAUGGCGAGCUGAUGAGGUCUGAUUGCAAACCUUGUUCCAGAUUGAUGAGACAGACUGCUGGGAUUUUCACAGUUGGAGGAGGAUUAGCAUUCUGGAUUCUUUGUAGAUUGCAUUAUGGUCCCAGAAUUACAGUUCCUAGGGCUCUUCGGUGGGGAGCUUGUGGAGCUUUAUCUGUGAGCUCGUCCACUGCUCUGCUGGUACGCUUGCUUAGUCCAGAAUGUGAGCCCCAAAACAUAGAAACUUAUGACAAGGGAAAGUAGCACCUAACCAUGAAGAUUGUAUUGCUGUUUUGAGUAAGUUCUGAUGGAUUGUUAUGUAGGAGUGUGAAUUAUAGAUGGAACUCAAUUUAAAGCUAGAUAUUUUGCUCUGAA
Messenger RNA from Rosa rugosa (rugosa rose), 1115 nucleotides. RefSeq lists its product as uncharacterized. Lineage: Eukaryota; Viridiplantae; Streptophyta; Magnoliopsida; Rosales; Rosaceae. The transcript has 3 exons. The record is from RefSeq and is a predicted model, not a curated record. The coding region runs from base 714 to 1004 and encodes 96 amino acids.